Molecule: messenger RNA, 457 nt
Organism: Hyphopichia burtonii NRRL Y-1933
Lineage: Eukaryota; Fungi; Ascomycota; Pichiomycetes; Serinales; Debaryomycetaceae
Exons: 1
Coding region: 74-316 (80 amino acids)
Source: RefSeq, a predicted model, not a curated record
GAACCGUUAGGGUCAGCUUUUUUGGUGGCUUUUCCACUAUAUGAAGAAGAUCUGCAGUAGGUCUGAAUAAUUUAUGUCAAAGGCAUACUUUACCCUUCGAUUAGAUAAACAGUGCCCCAGAUAUAUCUUGACUAACAUGAGUUCACUCGGCUUUCAUCGCUUAUUAGGCUCUGCCAAAGAGAAAGCACCAUCAUUGCUUACAGUUUCUCUUGUCUGUGUGUUAGAAUUCCUGCAAGCCCUUUCAAGAAGCCCUUCUCCUAGGGUUUCUUUUAUGGGGUUGCACCUGCUUGAAUUCAACCCUGAUAUCAUUCCAUAGCACUCAUCUAUGUACUUAUGCAACUCUGAAAGUUGCAAAAGUCACUGCAAUUGUUGCAAAUUAUACAUGUUAGUAUUUGGGUCUUCCAACAGAGUCGUGGGUACGGGUCUUCACGAGCGCGUUCUCAUUUCAACCUUUUGU